CUUAUUUGCUACAAUAAGUUUAAAACUUAAACUAACCCUGACCUUGGUGGAAGUGUUAACCUAGGACAGGAUGUUAACAUUCAUAAUGAAUGCUGACAUUCACUACCUCCAUCCAGUCCACUUCUAAGCCUGAUGCAGGACAACUGCUCGUUCAAAGUGCAUGCAAGUGCUUAGUCCUAACCCAAUGGAUAUUUAGGAUGUGUUUGGUCACCUCAGCCUGUGUUAACAUUGCCCUUUGGGAUACUGAUGUGCCAGUAAUAAAGAUGUGAUGCUUACUUUGUUUUCUGAACGGAACUAAUACAGUAUUUUGAUGUAUCACAGGUAAAUUUUUCCAUAACCUUAUGGAGAAAAAGGACUUUGAAGCAUGGCUUGAUAACAUUUCUAUUACAUUUCUUUCUCUGACGGACUUGCAGAAAAAUGAAACUCUGGAUCACCUGAUUAGCUUGAGUGGAGCAGUCCAGCUCAGGCACCUCUCCAAUAAUCUAGAGAUUCUCCUCAAGAGGGACUUCCUCAAACUUCUUCCAUUGGAACUUAGUUUUUAUCUGUUAAAAUGGCUUGAUCCUCAGACCUUACUCACGUGUUGCCUCGUCUCUAAGCAGUGGAAUAAGGUUAUAAGUGCCUGUACAGAGGUGUGGCAGACUGCAUGUAAGAAUUUGGGUUGGCAAAUAGAUGACUCUGUUCAGGAUCCUCUGCAUUGGAAGAAGGUUUACCUAAAGGCUAUUUUAAGGAUGAAGCAACUGAAGGACCAUGAAGCCUUUGAGACAUCCUCUUUAAUUGGACACAGUGCCAGAGUAUAUGCACUUUAUUAUAAAGAUGGACUUCUGUGUACAGGAUCAGAUGACUUGUCUGCAAAACUGUGGGAUGUAAGCACAGGUCAGUGCAUAUAUGGGAUCCAGACACACACUUGUGCUGCAGUGAAGUUUGAUGAACAAAAGCUUGUGACAGGAUCUUUUGAUAACACAGUGGCCUGUUGGGAAUGGAGCUCUGGGGCAAAGACACAACAUUUUAGAGGACAUACUGGUGCAGUUUUUAGUGUGGAUUACAAUGAUGAACUUGAUAUUCUGGUCAGUGGCUCUGCAGACUUCACUGUGAAAGUAUGGGCCUUAUCAACAGGAACGUGCCUGAACACCCUUACUGGACACACAGAAUGGGUCACCAAGGUAGUUUUGCAGAAGUGCAAAGUCAAAUCUCUAAUGCAUAGUCCUGGGGAUUACAUUCUUCUGAGUGCAGACAAGUAUGAAAUCAAGAUUUGGCCUAUUGGAAGGGAAAUAAACUGCAAGUGCUUAAAAACGUUGUCUGUGUCUGAAGAUCGCAGCAUCUCCCUACAGCCCAGGCUGCACUUUGAUGGAAAAUACAUUGUCUGCAGUUCAGCACUAGGACUAUACCAGUGGGACUUUGCCAGCUAUGACAUUCUCAGGGUUAUUAAACCUCCUGACUUCUCAAAUGUGUCCUUGCUGGGCUUUGGAGAGAUAUUUGCUCUGCUGUUUGAUAACAGAUACCUGUAUAUAAUGGACUUGAGGACAGAAAAACUGAUAAGCCGCUGGCCUCUACCGGAGUACAGAAAGUCCAAGAGAGGUUCAAGCUUUUUGGCUGGCGAAAUGUCUUGGUUAAAUGGACUAAAUGGCCACAACGAUAUGGGCUUGGUUUUUGCCACCAGUAUGCCAGACCAUAGCAUCCAUUUGGUGUUAUGGAAAGAACAUGGCUGAGCAGCUGACAUAUGCAGAAUCUUCAGGAAUCUAUGGACUAUCAGCAGCGUGUCCAUAAAAAUGAGACUUUGCAUGAACCAAAGUUGCACACCUAAUGGUAUCAUCAUGCAAUGCACAAUCAUUUACUUUUCUUUGGGCAUUUGGGAAGGGGUUGUUUUGGACAUAAUGCAAUACAGCAUGCUAACAGUAUUCACCACAAACUUCUGUCUGUACUCUUUAAGCAUACCUAUCUGGGCUCUGGAGCAUAGCUUGUAACGUUUAAACCAUUCAAAUUCACCAUCAAGUCUGAAAUGAAGAAGUAGUGCUUUGACCUGACUUCUGACCUAUUUUUGUUGUUGAAACAGAAGGUGAAGUAUGCUAGACCCAUAGGCUUUUGUACAUGUAACAGCAACUACUGGUUACAGUGCGUGGCUGCCUUACUCCAGGGAGAAGAUGGCAAAACCUCUCUCUCUCUCCAGUACAAUUCCCUUCAAAAUGGGUUUUUUUCCUUAUGAUAACUUCAAAUACAUUGACAUAAAUAAAAGAAUCAAAUGAAUCCUUGAACUAGGAUCAGAUGCUAACAAUAACAAUUUAUGUUUGGGAACAUACCAAUGUGAACUUCUCUCCUCAGUGAGACCAAACCAACUUUGUGCUGGCACGCUCCAUCAGAUGACAUUAAGAGAACGUGGC
Dryobates pubescens (Downy woodpecker) is the source of this 2375-nucleotide messenger RNA. RefSeq names its product F-box and WD repeat domain containing 2 (gene FBXW2). NCBI's taxonomy places the organism in Eukaryota, Metazoa, Chordata, Aves, Piciformes, Picidae. The record is from RefSeq and is a predicted model, not a curated record. The coding region runs from base 342 to 1706 and encodes 454 amino acids. The transcript is spliced from 6 exons. Gene Ontology annotation, molecular function: protein binding.